AUGGCGCAGGAGGCUCCGCUACCUCUGGGGAUUAUCCAAGUCCCAGUGACGAAUUUGUACUUUAACCAAGAUAUUGAAGGUCGACAAUAUAGUAAAAUACAAGUGCAACAUCUGGAGACUCUAUUUAAUAGAACGGCAAUUGACCACGAAGAUCACAGGCAUUGGAUCGAUGGCUAUGUGGAUCGAUCAGACGUUGCAUCAAUCCUGGGGGCCUUGGGUGGGCUGACGGCAUUGCAGCAGCACAAUGCCGUCGGCAUGUACCCCUUUCUGGGUGACCAACAAGUCGCGUAUACCCAUGGCCGCCAUCGCGUUGAAGCAUCUAGGAGAAUUGAUGCAGAGUCGUGCUGGACCAUCUUUCUCUCUAGCACAGAUUUGUCGUCGCUUGCUACAAAUCAGAUCGUCCAAAGACGAACGGAACAAUUUCAGCACGAAGCACCCUACACAAAUGGCUACAUCUAUGCCAAGCUUCGCCAAUACCCUGUCGGCAGUCGCGACUAUAACGAAUGGUACAUGAGACUAAGCCCAAACAAGCGUAAAAAUUUCCAGGCCAUCGAUAGUCACCCGGGUGUCUCGGAGGCAUUGACCAGACUCGUGGGCUUUCCUGGCAUCAUCGAUGCCCUCUACCUGGCUAAUGUCUGCAAAUAUUCUGCCUGGGGUCUCUUGAACGAAUUUCAGACGUGUCUUGACCACAUCUAUAAUGAGUGGUCCAACUACACCCGUGGGGAUUGUGUCGCACAGAGGGAUAUCACGCCCGAGACUGUGAGACUCUUGGAAGGACGCGCUCCCAACAUCAACCCGUCUGACCGCGAGUGGGUUCGCGCCGUCUUCCAGACGCGGAUGGUUUUCCCGACGAUAAAGGAUCAAAAACAACGCGAUGAACUACAGAAGAGCAUUUUGGCAAGAUCAGGCGUGAUUCCAAGCCUUCGAUCCUGUCAAGCCAACAUGCUAUACAUGGGAAUUGCUGCUCAGAUUGUCCGGACGCUUCUCAUUCCCAAGGACCUCAAGCUCAAACGAACGGUCAAAGCGGAAGAUGGCGUGGCAACGCUUCGGUCUGUACUUCGAAAGUGCUGGAUUGAGACAGAGCCGUAUGUGGAAGUUCGAGAAGGCGAAUUCCAAGCCGUCCUCGGCGGUCCGAAUUUCGAUCUGGCUUACAACACCGUCAUCAUAGCAGCACUUCGCCAGUUCGCCUACAUGUCGCAAGACAGACCAAAGAUCGAGGCUGGAGAUGCAGCACUUCGACUGUCAACUGACGACAUGCUGUCGUGUGAAGCUUUGUUCCACCGUCGGGCGAAACUCUUGGGUUUCCGCAGCUCUCUUAUUGAACAAGGAGCUAUGAACCCCGCACUUCCAUUUCAACCCGAGAAACUUGCCCUAGAUUUUGAUGAAGAAGCCUUCCUGAGCAGGGCAGAGCGUCGCUGGGGUCGGCCAUCAGCUCGAGUGUUCGCCAUCAUCCAAGAGGUCGCUUUCCUACCUCACCUUCUCGGCACGGAGGCAUGUACAGGAAACCGCACAGCCGUCGUCCUAUUCAGGGAUCUGGUACAGUCAUUUCUAUCUCCUGUUUCGUUCGACAUUGACGUGUCGCGUCCCAGCAUAAAUGUCAACCAUACCGAUCCACAAACCAGGCUACAACUCUUGUACACAAGUCGGCAAGCGUCAGCGCCUACUUCUCCAGAGCGAACGGUCAAUAUGGAUCAUGAUGGCUAUGGGUGCAACGCAGAAAGCAUCGAGAUGGAUAUGGAUACCCCUUUAGCCUCCCCGCAAGCAUUCGUUCGUCGAGACGAAGACGUGGUCAUGAGCGACCUCUCUGAACCGGCCGAGAGCGAGGUAACCGAAGGCUCCCACUUCUGGGAGCAGCUUAUCUUGGAGUACCAGAGCCUCAUCAGCGCCAGCAAUGGAUCAGCUAGUCCGUUUUCUGACGCAUCAACACUUGUAUUGGAUGGUUUGGGUGAGUCGGAAGAUCCUAGGAAAGACCUUACCAUGUGCAACAACUCGUCGGCAAUUUCUCUUCCGUCCUAUUCAAUGGUGGCUGACCAGAGUCGGACUUUGUUCGAUGAUUCGGCGGCCAACUCCCGUGCUGAUGGCUCGACCCUCUGGUCGUCAAGUGGCUCCGAACGGUGCUCGAGACAUGAACCAGCACACGACGGUACACGGCAUCUUGCAGACGUGAGUUGCACAACCAGACAGCGCAUAGCAAAGAAGACGAGAAAGAGAAAUUCACCAAUGUUGCAUGAUCAUCCAGCGGCUAUGCGGCGUAGGGGAGGGACAUUUCCUAGAGCACCCUCGCAAGGCAACGGGGGUACAAGGUAUGGACUUUUACCUACCGCUCCAGCAGAGUCUUAUCAGAUUGCUCACUUGGCUGGCUGUUGCUGUUCCUUGUGCAGCCAGAAUGCUGGCUUGAGUGAGCAAGAUCAACCGUGGCAAAAGAGACCAACAUUGCCCCAACCAGAUAGACUCCCUUCGUCGUCCCAAGAGAACAGUCAUCGUCUCAUUUCUGAUAUCUACAGCACGUCAUCCGAAAGGUCAGUACUCCCAUCACCUUUUGCUCAAAGGGUAUCACGGGAAGAAUCCGAGAUCCAAGAUGCGUCUGGGAUUAUCGCAAGGCCUUCUGGCAAUCGCUUGACUUCAACGAGCUUCUACACUGAACCUCUUCCGAGGUCGACCUUGCCGUCACCGAGAGCCCACCGUACCUCUACCCAUCACCCUAAACCCCUGGCAUACAACUCUCAAGGUCCAGGUGUGGCAUGGGGAGGGUCUACUUCGGUAUCGGCAGACUCACAGCUGUAUAGUGGAGAUUUUUCACAAUCAGGUCAUUCUCACAUUCAUUCAUACUCAAGCAAGUCUUCCCCCAUACUCUCGCAUUUCAAUACCGCUCAGACGCGAUUCCCGCACCAGCAUGGCUCAAGCCCGUUCCGUUCCAACGUUUCGACCCUGAUCUCUGCUAAUGAGAGACGUGGAGUAACGCCCAGUGUAAAAGAGAACAUGGAUGCAGGCCUGCAUGUGGCCCAAGAGGAACAGGAACAGCUGCCUAGAGGGUGGCAGGGCUUCAUCGAUAGCGACGAUACUUUGACGACAAUUAGUCUGAGCUGA
Molecule: messenger RNA, 3087 nt
Organism: Fusarium mangiferae
Lineage: Eukaryota; Fungi; Ascomycota; Sordariomycetes; Hypocreales; Nectriaceae
Exons: 1
Coding region: 1-3087 (1028 amino acids)
Source: RefSeq, a predicted model, not a curated record